AUGGAGAUGGAGUUUGAUCAGCUCCUCUCCAACACAGGCAUCGCCCAACUCAUGCCCGAUGCUGGAGAAUCCAUCCUGUUAUGGGAAUCUAACUUAGCUUCUAUACUUGUGGAGAUGGAGUUUGAUCAGACAUUUAUUGAAAAUGUUCGAGAGAAUGCUGAAGAACAUGGGAUUCACUAUCUGCAAAACCAACUUAUCAAAGAUAUCCUGAAACAAGAAAAUCAAAAUAUUUUUGAUGUAGAUACUGGAAUUAAAGUGAUCCAACAAAGAUUCUCCAAUAAAAAGGUUCUUAUUGUUCUUGAUGAUGUGGAUCAAGAUAUCCAAGCAAAGUCUUUGGUCAGGGACCGUGAAUGGUUUGGUAUUGGAAGUAAGAUCAUUAUCACAAGUAGAAAUAAGGAUAUUUUAAAUGCUCAGAAAACAGAUGGUAUUUAUGAGCCCAAUGUGAUGGAUUUUGAUGAUUCUCUUGAACUUUUUAGUCAUUAUGCAUUUGGAAGGGACCGACCUCUCAAAAGCUCUUGUAAAAAUGAAGAUGGUAAGUUAAAGAUGCAUGAUAUGCUUCGCGAUCUUGGAAGGGAUAUUGUUUGUCAAGAGAGCCCAGAUGAGCCAGGGAAGCGUUCUCGAAUAUGGUCUCAAGAGGAAGUCUUGGAAGUACUGGAUACGCAGAUGGGAACAAGUAAUGUCAAAGGACUAGGUAUCGAUUUUAGUCAUAUAUCAAGGAGCCAAUAUUUGAUGAGUGAAGAAUUUGCUACAAUGACAAGACUAAGGUUACUCCAAGUCGAUUAUGCACAUUUUCGUGGGAAUUCCACGAAUUCAUUUUCAGAACUGAGAUGGCUUAGUUGGAAAGGACACCCUAACCCAUAUACGCUAAUCAAGUUUUGUCCACAGAAACUGCUUGUUCUUGAUCUAUCACAUAGUAAGAUCACAAAAAACUGGAUGGGUUGGAACUACAUCAAGAUGGCGGAAAAUCUGAAAGUUAUAAAUCUCACAUCGUGUCAUCAACUAUCUAGUACUCCUGACAUUUCAGCAAAUCGACUCUUGGAGGUAUUGAUUCUUGAAGACUCUGAAAAUUUGGAAGAGAUUGAUGCAUCCAUUUGUUGUUUCACAAAUUUGGUUAUAUUAGACAUGAGUGGCUGCAUUAAACUUGAAUCGCUUCCAAAUCUUCCUUCUAGUUUGACCAUCCUUGAUAUCAGUCAUUGCUCUUCAAUUCGAGACAUCUCAGGACUUCCCUCACAUUUAACCAGCCUUGAUGUUAGUCAUUGUGCUUCAAUUCAAGACAUCUCAGAUCUUCCCUCAUGUUUAACCCGCCUUAAUCUUAGCUACUGCAGUUUAAUUCCAUACAUCUCAAGUUUCCCCUCAAGUUUAACCAGCCUUGAUGUUAGUCAUUGCUACUCUAUUCGACGAAUCUCAGGUCUUCCCUCAAGUUUGACAAGCCUACAUGCUAUCCAAUGCCGGUCACUGAUCAAACUUUCAAGUACAUCAAGAGGCUUGAGAAAUUUAAAUACAUUAUGUCUUGAUUUUUGCUACAGCCUAGAAGAAAUUGAAGGUGUUGAUGAGAAAUUGGACAACCUGGAGGACUUCAACAUUAGGUUGUGUGAAAAAUUAAGAAAAUUACCAACAGGCUUGAAAAAUCUAAGGACUUUAAAGCUCAAUGAGAAUGAUUCCAGAUCCGAUAUUGUAGGCGAGGGGAUGGACUCUUUGGAAGUAUUGGAGAUAUCAUAUUGCAAAUCAUUAAGAAGAAUACCAUUUCUGCAUGAUUCGAAAUGGUUAAGGAUAACACAAAUCAGAGUCUGUCCGAAUUUAUCUGAGAUUGAACGUCUUGAGGACUAUGAAUCCUUACAAAAAUUAUCAAUUGUUUCGGCCACAUCAUUAAAAAAAUUAUCGGAUAUCUCAACCUUGAAGAACCUAAGCUAUUUAAGAAUCAGUGAAUGCUACUCUAUGGAAGGAUUACCUGAUCUUUCAAACUUAAAAGAGUUGCGGCAAUUAGAGAUUGAGGAUUGGCGGGAGAGAACUAUAUUUAUAUGGAAAUCAGGAAAUAAGUAUUUGCGAGAGUUAACUGAAAUUCCUGGCCUUGACAGAUUAGAUUCCUUGCAAAAAUUGAAAAUAGGAGGAUGCAAAGCCAUUAAAAGAUUACCUGAUCUGUCAAACUUACAAAAGCUGUUCAGUCUAAAGAUUGAAGGCUGCAAGAAUCUAAUUGAGAUUUGUGGUGUCGACCGAUUGGAAUUCUUAGAGAAAUUGGAUAUUAGUGGCUGUGUGUCUUUGGAAAGACUACCAGAUCUGUCAAAGUUACAAAAGUUGUAUAGUCUAAAGAUUGAAGGCUGCAAGAAUCAGUCCGAGAUUCAUGGUAUUGACAGAUUGGAAAUUUUAAAGAAUUUGGAUAUUAGAGGUUGUGAAUCCUUGGCAAGGUUACCGAAUCUGCAUAUCUUAAAAAACUUGAUUUGUCUUCGGAUUGAAGGCUGCAAGAUUCUAACUGAGAUUCAUGGUAAUGACAAAAUGGAAUUCUUAGAGCAUUUGUAUAUAAGUGAGUGUGAGUCCUUGGACAGAUUACUAGAUCUGUCAAACUUAAAAAAAUUGAAGUAUCUACGGAUCAAAAACUGUGAGAAUCUAGCUGAGAUUCAUGGGAUUGAUAGAUUGGAAUUGUUAGAGAAUUUGAAUAUCAGUGGCUGUGGUUCCUUGAAAAGAUUACCUGUUCUGUCAAAAUUUAAAAAUUUAAAGGAGCUAAGAACUCGACUGCAUGGAGCUAACUGA
Macadamia integrifolia is the source of this 2745-nucleotide messenger RNA. Its product is annotated as disease resistance protein RUN1-like. The record is from RefSeq and is a predicted model, not a curated record. NCBI's taxonomy places the organism in Eukaryota, Viridiplantae, Streptophyta, Magnoliopsida, Proteales, Proteaceae. Bases 1 to 2745 code for a protein of 914 amino acids. Gene Ontology annotation, molecular function: ADP binding. The transcript is spliced from 6 exons. Gene Ontology annotation, biological process: defense response.